CUUUUUGUUAGUGUGACUUGGUAAAUGGUCCAAGUCGGACCGAAACGUCGUCGUAAGCUCCUCUCUUCUAUGUGCGGGUUAUUUGUGUAUCAUUCCAGUCACGGUACUGUGCCGUUUUUUGUUAUAAAUCUUUAAUUCAUGUUAUCAGAAGAAUGACAAGCUAAUUUAAAUUUUUCUCUACUAACAGCUUACUGGUGGCUGUUGCAGUCUCGUGCCAAGACAGGUGAUGCUUCUGACCCCACAAAAACUGAUGGACCUUUUUUCUUGAAUUUAAUUUUGACCUCUGCAUCUGAUCUCGCAUUCUGGAUGUUCUCAGGCAUUUCCCAUGGCUUUGCUUUUGUUCACAAAUCUGUAGUAGACAUAAGUUCUUGGUUGGCAUCUGCUUGGUACACAAGUCUCUCAUCAUUGUGGGGCUUAAUUAUGGGCAUGUUUUCAUUGCUUGGGUCUGCUGUACAAAUUUGCUUAUCAUACAUUUUGCAUUUUCUGUAUGUAAUAUUGGAAUACAUUCAGUACCUAACCUUAGCAGUCUUGAGUUUCUUUUCUUCAUUUGUAUCCUUUGUAUCUGGUCUCUUCAUGUCCAUUAUUGGCACCAGUCCAACUUCUGAAGAUUUGAACUCUUUGAAUGAAGAAAGUCUAUCAUGGAAUAUCCAUUCUUUGGCCUCGAGUUUCUCUCCGAUGGCAUGGAUGUCAAAUAUGUAUGUCAGCCUUACAGAAGUAGUAGAGACAUCGGGAAACUGGCUCUGGACUGGAUGGCUCUGGCUUGUGUUAAGUGUUUCUGAAGUCCUUACAAUUGCUACAUCAUUCAUCCUUUGGCUCCUGAGCUCUCUCUGCUCUCUGGUGUGGUACCUGGCAUCUGGACUCUGGACUUUACUGAUCUAUACCAUAAUUGGCACCAUUGGCUUCAUAACAUCCACUGCAGCCACAGUGUCAUCGCUAGCAGUUGAAACAUCGUCUACGGCUAUCAGUAAUGUAAAAGGGCUUGUAUUGCCAUUCUUUCAGUCAUCUCAUACAACAAGCAAAGAAUUCCUCAAUGCAGGAAUAUCACUGCAGUCAUCAGCAGACACAACAGAUGUGAAGGACAUGCAUUUUAAGGGUGCAUCAGUUGCAGAGGUUGUUAGUAAAGUAAUAAAUAGUGAAGAAUUGAAAGUCCUCAUUGCUUCAGUAGCAUCAGGAAGUUCUAAUAAGGAGCAUUUAACAGUUGAGGAUGUCUCUAAUAUUGUGAAGUGAGUAUUCUAAGCUAAUAUAACA
Cherax quadricarinatus is the source of this 1248-nucleotide messenger RNA. The record is from RefSeq and is a predicted model, not a curated record. Lineage: Eukaryota; Metazoa; Arthropoda; Malacostraca; Decapoda; Parastacidae.